This is a messenger RNA of Pongo pygmaeus (Bornean orangutan), 9408 nucleotides long. It is a transcript of the gene ARAP2, whose product is annotated as ArfGAP with RhoGAP domain, ankyrin repeat and PH domain 2. The transcript is spliced from 27 exons. The coding region runs from base 837 to 5063 and encodes 1408 amino acids. Gene Ontology annotation, cellular component: cytoplasm. The record is from RefSeq and is a predicted model, not a curated record. Gene Ontology annotation, biological process: positive regulation of GTPase activity; signal transduction. Gene Ontology annotation, molecular function: GTPase activator activity; protein binding; phosphatidylinositol-3,4,5-trisphosphate binding. Lineage: Eukaryota; Metazoa; Chordata; Mammalia; Primates; Hominidae.
AUGAGUGCGCACAGACAAACCCACUGGCCAGGAGGAGCCAACACAAGGUCCCGGGCAUCUCCGUCCCGGGAAGGUGGGUAAAUGCCCUUGUCGCUCUGGACUCCAGGGCGCGCCCCCGCAGCUUCCCCAGCGGGGUCUGACGCCUCGGGGCCGAGGUGCGCCAGGUGGCGAGGGUGCCAGGCGCGGCCAAGUCGCGGCGGUCUGAGUCAGUCACCCAACUAUGCUGCGGAACCAGGGCGGCCGGCUGGGCCGCCCCCGCCGUUGAGCUCCGGCUUCCCCCGCGCGGGUAGGCUGCUCCCCGCCCCCGCGGGCGGAGGGGAAGCGGCGGCCGAGGCGAGGCGCGGGAGCACCUGAGCAAGGCGCGGGCGCCGGGCUCGGCGUUUCCGGAGCUGAGCGCGGGUCCGCGGCCCGCGCUCCCCGCGCUCUCCGCCUCCAGGUGCGGCGGCCGCGACACGCCGGCCCCACUAACAGCGCCGGCCCCACUAACAGCGCCGCCCGCGCGGCCGCCGCCAGGCAGCAGAGGCGGCUGCCGACAGCCGGCGGGGACCAGGAAGGAGGAGGCCUGGCGCCUCGGGCAGAGGGGCGAGGACCGAGCGCCCAAGGCUGGGAGAGACGCCGGCGCUGGGCUUCCCAGGCCGCCUCACCUCGCUUUUCGAACUCCGCGACCCGCGCGUAAGGCUUAAGCACGUAAAGCAGUCACUGUGAAGAAAAUAACAUUUUAAGAAACUUUUCUGUCACAAUUGAUAGAGGAAAAGCCAGUAGAGAAGUGCGUCUUCUUGUGUGUGUGUAUCAUCGUGCCACUUUUUGUAACUCAGCUUAGUAAUGAAGCCACCAUUAUGUCCUCAGUCAGUGAAGUAAAUGUGGAUAUAAAAGAUUUCCUAAUGAGCAUUAAUUUGGAGCAGUAUCUCUUACAUUUCCAUGAGUCUGGUUUUACUACUGUGAAGGACUGUGCAGCAAUAAAUGACAGCCUGCUGCAGAAAAUUGGAAUAUCACCUACAGGUCACCGUAAGAGGAUACUCAAACAGUUACAGAUAAUCUUGUCAAAAAUGCAAGAUAUUCCAAUAUAUGCAAAUGUUCAUAAAACUAAGAAGAAUGAUGACCCUUCAAAGGAUUACCAUGUUCCAUCUUCUGAUCAGAAUAUCUGCAUAGAACUUUCCAAUUCUAGUAGUGUUCAGACAUCUAGCCCACCGCAGUUGGAGACUGUUACAAAAAAUCUUGAAGACAAUGAUGCAAGUGUGGAAAGAAGCCAGUAUCCUCAAUCAGAUGAUAAGCUGUCUCCUCCUAAAUGCGACUUCCCCACUGCAGAGGAACCACACCUGAAUUUGGGUUCUUUGAAUGAUUCUUUAUUUGGUAGUGAAAAUAUUAAAAUAGAAUCGUUGAUUACAAAGAAGACUAUGGAUCACACAAUUGAAGAACAACAAACAGAAAAAGUUAAAUUGAUCACAGAAAAUCUCAGUAAGCUCCCUAAUGCAGACUCUGAAUGCCUUUCUUCUGUUGGCUGUUCAACAUCAGGAACAAAUUCUGGAAAUGGAACAAAUGGUUUAUUAGAAGGAUCACCACCACCAUCCCCAUUCUUUAAGUUUCAAGGAGAAAUGAUUGUAAAUGACUUGUAUGUUCCAUCAUCACCAAUCCUAGCACCUGUGAGAAGUCGUAGCAAGUUGGUUUCAAGACCAUCUCGAUCUUUUCUGCUAAGACAUCGACCUGUACCAGAGAUUCCAGGGUCAACAAAAGGAGUUUCUGGGAGCUAUUUCCGUGAAAGAAGAAAUGUUGCUACCUCAACUGAAAAAUCUGUGGCAUGGCAAAAUUCAAAUGAGGAGAAUUCAUCUUCCAUCUUUCCUUAUGGAGAGACCUUUCUCUUCCAGAGACUAGAAAAUUCCAAGAAGCGAUCUAUAAAGAAUGAAUUUUUGACCCAGGAAGAAGCACUGAAAGGGGAAGCAACUACUGCAACAAACUCUUUUAUCAUCAAAUCAAGCAUAUACGAUAACAGAAAGAAAAUAAGCGAGGACAAAGUGGAAGAUAUUUGGAUACCUCGAGAGGACAAAAACAAUUUUUUGAUAGACACUGCUUCUGAAUCAGAAUACUCAACAGUAGAAGAAUGCUUUCAGAGUUUAAGAAGAAAAAAUUCAAAGGCAUCUAAAUCUAGGACUCAAAAAGCCUUGAUUUUGGACUCCGUUAAUAGGCACAGUUAUCCGUUAAGCUCAACAAGUGGAAAUGCUGAUUCAUCAGCCGUUUCUUCGCAGGCAAUAUCUCCCUAUGCUUGCUUUUAUGGAGCAUCUGCAAAGAAGGUUAAAUCAGGAUGGCUGGAUAAACUCUCUCCUCAAGGAAAACGCAUGUUUCAGAAGAGAUGGGUGAAAUUUGAUGGCCUUAGCAUUUCUUACUACAAUAAUGAGAAGGAGAUGUAUUCGAAAGGAAUAAUUCCCCUUUCUGCUAUAUCAACAGUACGAGUUCAAGGAGACAACAAAUUUGAAGUUGUUACAACACAAAGAACUUUUGUUUUUAGAGUAGAAAAAGAAGAGGAGAGAAAUGACUGGAUCAGCAUACUAUUAAAUGCACUGAAAUCACAAUCCCUUACCUCGCAGUCUCAAGCUGUUGUUACACCUGAGAAAUGGGGAUAUCUUGAACUGAGAGGCUAUAAGGCAAAAAUUUUUACUGUGUUAAGUGGAAACAGUGUGUGGCUUUGCAAAAACGAACAGGAUUUUAAGAGUGGACUUGGUAUUACCAUAAUUCCUAUGAAUGUAGCAAAUGUAAAGCAAGUGGACCGAACUGUGAAACAAUCUUUUGAAAUAAUCACUCCCUAUAGGAGUUUCAGCUUUACAGCCGAGACUGAAAAAGAGAAACAAGACUGGAUUGAAGCUGUGCAGCAAUCAAUAGCAGAAACUCUCUCUGAUUAUGAAGUAGCUGAGAAGAUUUGGUUCAAUGAAUCCAACAGGAGCUGUGCAGAUUGUAAAGCCCCAGAUCCUGACUGGGCAUCCAUCAAUCUCUGUGUUGUCAUCUGUAAGAAGUGUGCAGGACAGCAUAGAUCUUUAGGACCAAAAGAUUCCAAGGUUAGAAGUCUAAAAAUGGAUGCUAGCAUUUGGAGCAAUGAACUCAUCGAGCUUUUUAUUGUCAUUGGAAACAAAAGAGCAAAUGACUUUUGGGCUGGUAAUCUUCAAAAGGAUGAAGAAUUACAUAUGGACUCACCAGUAGAAAAGAGAAAAAACUUUAUUACUCAGAAAUAUAAAGAAGGAAAAUUCAGAAAAACCUUUUUGGCAUCUCUCACCAAAGAAGAAUUAAAUAAGGCUCUGUGUGCUGCUGUAGUGAAACCGGAUGUUCUAGAAACAAUGGCUUUGCUGUUCAGUGGAGCAGAUGUCAUGUGUGCCACUGGAGACCCCGUGCAUAGCACCCCCUAUCUGCUAGCCAAGAAGGCUGGGCAAAGUCUGCAAAUGGAAUUUCUCUACCAUAACAAAUUCUCAGAUUUCCCUCAACAUGAUAUUCAUUCCGAGGGUGUAUUAAGUCAAGAGUCUUCCCAGUCCACAUUCCUUUGUGACUUUUUGUAUCAAGCUCCUGCUGCUGCUUCUAAAAUCUCUUCGGAGAAAAAACUGCUUGAAGAGACAAAUAAAAAAUGGUGUGUUUUGGAAGGAGGCUUCUUGAGUUACUAUGAAAAUGAUAAGUCUACCACACCUAAUGGCACCAUUAAUAUCAAUGAAGUUAUCUGCCUGGCUAUACACAAAGAGGACUUCUAUUUAAAUACUGGGCCCAUCUUUAUCUUUGAGAUCUACUUACCCUCAGAACGUGUGUUUUUAUUUGGAGCUGAAACAUCUCAAGCUCAAAGAAAAUGGACAGAGGCAAUAGCCAAGCAUUUUGUUCCCUUAUUUGCUGAAAACUUAACAGAAGCUGACUAUGAUUUGAUUGGUCAACUCUUCUACAAAGACUGCCAUGCCCUGGAUCAGUGGAGAAAAGGCUGGUUUGCUAUGGACAAAUCCAGCUUGCAUUUUUGCCUUCAAAUGCAAGAAGUUCAGGGAGAUAGAAUGCACUUAAGAAGACUGCAAGAGCUAACAAUCAGCACAAUGGUUCAAAAUGGGGAAAAACUGGAUGUCUUACUCUUGGUAGAAAAAGGGAGAACAUUAUACAUCCAUGGGCAUACCAAGUUGGAUUUCACAGUCUGGCAUACUGCAAUUGAAAAAGCAGCAGGUACAGAUGGUAAUGCUUUACAAGAUCAGCAGCUCAGCAAAAACGAUGUUCCCAUUAUAGUGAACAGCUGUAUAGCAUUUGUUACACAGUAUGGUUUAGGAUGCAAAUAUAUCUAUCAAAAGAAUGGUGAUCCUUUGCAUAUAAGUGAACUCCUGGAGAGUUUCAAAAAGGAUGCAAGAAGCUUUAAAUUGAGGGCUGGAAAACAUCAGCUUGAAGAUGUGACGGGUGUAUUGAAAAGUUUUCUCUCUGACAUUGAUGAUGCAUUGCUUACUAAGGAGCUCUACCCAUAUUGGAUCUCUGCUUUAGAUACGCAAGAUGACAAGGAAAGAAUUAAAAAAUAUGGAGCAUUUAUACGUUCUCUUCCAGGGGUCAACCGAGCAACACUAGCAGCUAUCAUUGAACACCUGUAUAGGGUUCAGAAAUGCUCAGAAAUCAAUCACAUGAAUGCCCAUAGUUUGGCCUUGGUCUUUUCAUCCUGUUUGUUUCAAACGAAGGGACAAACUAGUGAAGAAGUGAAUGUAAUUGAGGACCUAAUUAAUAAUUAUGUAGAAAUAUUUGAGGUUAAAGAAGAUCAAGUCAAACAAAUGGACAUAGAAAAUAGCUUUAUUACCAAGUGGAAAGACACCCAAGUUUCCCAGGCUGGAGAUUUGUUAAUUGAAGUAUAUGUAGAAAGGAAGGAACCUGACUGUAGUAUUAUAAUUCGGAUAUCUCCUGUGAUGGAAGCAGAAGAAUUAACUAAUGAUAUAUUAGCAAUAAAAAAUAUUAUUCCUACAAAAGGUGAUAUUUGGGCCACAUUUGAAGUCAUUGAAAAUGAAGAGCUAGUGAAUCACAUAUUUUGUUGUCUUUCAUCUCCAAGAUGCCUAGGAAUAAAGGGAGCAUUUAAAGCACCUUGACUACCCCAACAGUCAAGUGCUGAAUGAACUUAACAUUUUAAUGACACCAUGUGGUUUCAAAGGCCUCCAGAAAAAAAAAUAAGAUAAAGAAUGUCUUUAUACCUUCACCAUCUGUCUAGCUGCUACCUACUAAGGUCUUGGGACACUUUGGAGUAUAGCUGCCAAACUGCUAAAAGGAAAAUCUUGCCACCCUCAAGCUCAGGAUAAAAAUUAAAAUUCAAUGUUGAAAAUACCCCAUAGUGUGUUAUUAGGAGUGUUGCAAUCAGUGAUAAAAUGAAAUGGGAUUGUCAGUACUUUGUCUUUAUGUUUUUAUCCCUGUAUUAUGAUUGUGCAUAGUUCUUUAAAAUUUAAAACGUUUCAAUGUUAUUUUCAAAUGUACAUUGCCAAGAUCUAAUGACUAUGGUACUUUGAUGUCAGUUCACAGUGUCUCCCUCAAUCGGUCUCAAUCCUCCUCGUGCACAGAAAUACUCUGGCAAAUGACUCCUAUGACCCCCCAACUGUCAAGUCCCCCGAUUCACAUCUGGGUUCACUUUACCUGACCUUCUAUGGCGUUAUUGUUAAUGACUCUUCCCUUUUUAUCUGAUGAUCUUCACUCUGCUUUCCAUACUGCCUGGAUUCUCUGCAUGAUUUUCUGAUCAUUUUACCUCUUUUGUAGAUUCUCCUUAUUCUGUUUUCUAAACAUUGGGUUUUCCUUGCUGCAACCUCCUUUGCCAUUUUUUCUCAUGUUACCUGUUUUAUUUUUUAUUAUUAUUAGAUAAUCUCUUCUAUUUUUUGUGCUUGACUAACAUGUAUGAAAUGGUGUUCCCCAAAUAUACCUUUGUUCUUCCUCCAUCUGGCUCACACUAUUACCUCUUUUAAAACCUAGACUAAAAGUUUCAUUGUACUUUGUCUCAUUUCUCUUUAUAGUACUUAUCACCUUGAUUUGUACUUGUCUCUUUUGAUGGGGGUUCCCUGGAAAGUAGGAGCAAUUCUGUUUUUUUUUUUUUUUAAUCUCUAAUGUCUAGCAUAGUGCCUAGUAUAUAGUAGCCAUAAAAUCUAUUGAAUAAGUGAGGCAUGAUUUUCUAUGACUCUGUGGUACAAGGGUGACAAAGUUUUUAUUUUUUGUCUUUAAUUGUAAAGAAUGGGUCACUCGGUUACCAGCUUUGUUAUAUUUGUGUGUAAACGUUAACUGUCAGCAUUAUUGCCAGAAAUAUCUUUCCACAUUACAAAUUGGUUUACAUUGUUCCACCACGUAAAACCCUUUUAUUAUUUCCUCAUUGCAUAUUCGUCCUUCACAGUCUAAGUAAAAUGUCUCUUCCUUCAUGAUGUUUACACUGAUUUCUUAUCAUUUGUUUAAAAAUCUAUAAUACUGCAUACUAUAUGACUUAUAGAAUAGUAAUGUGUAUAUACCUGGUUCUGCCCUAGACUAUACUUUUUUUAGGGCAUUUACCAUGUGUUUUAGGCUUUAUAUUUUUGACUACUUCUCAUAGUGCAGUUGAUGUGGAUCAAACUCCACAAAAGCCUUUUCAACUGAAGUGGGGCAAAAAAGCAGACGCAUUCUGGACCUGAGUGAUAUGGAUUGUGGUUCCUGGUAUAGAUGCAUCCAAAUGUGGGAGGCACAUAGACAGAGAUCUCUGUCUGUAGAUUAAGAACCAUGAAGAGAUCUCAAGGCCCUGUUUAGUGCUUGGACAGAUGAUUGUCUCCUACACGCUUCUAUUUCUGCUGCUUUUUAAAAGUUUGAUAGCAGAAUACUGAAUUGUGGAUUUAGGGGUAGGCAUCCCCUCCCUACCUCCCCUGCCCUCUCAAAGUUUGAGUACACUAAAGCAUAUCUGUGUGCCACUGGAGCUCUGUGUCUCUGGCUGCUGGCCAUCUUAAGAGGAGCAAGCAGGUGGAUGAGGAUAGGAAAGAAUUAUAUAUAGCUAGAAGAGGGGUUGCAUUAUACCAAGAAACAUUGUUUUGAAAUCUUAUCUUGAGCAAUCAAGGGAUGUUUACCCUCAGAAUGACUAAUUAUAAACUUGAAUGUGAUAAUUAGUAUAUAAAAUGCUAAGAUUGAAUUGGAUUUUUUCUUAUUUUUACUUCUAAUUAAAAUAAAGUUGUCUUUAUGCCAAGAUAUCUAAAAAACUAGGAGACAUCAAGUUUUGAUUUGUGAAUGUGUCAAUGUAUAAACAAAGAAAUGUGUCAUGUACACCUAGAAGGAAUACCCUUAGAGUUAAGAAUUCAAAUUUGGCAUGGUCUUAAUGUUUGGUCAACUGUACAAGUAGAAAUUGCAGGAAGAGAAAACCUUCCAGAGGAAUAAUGGUAGGAGAGCAACAAAAGGGCCUGUGGUUAUGUGGGUUUACUGAAGCCAGUGGGACAUGUGUGUACCACAUGUCGAAGGCUUUAUAUCUAGUAACAUGCAGGGAAGAUAAAGUGAAAUAUGAGAAGGAGAUAAAAGUAAAGGCAUAGGUAGUAAGAAGGUUGUAGUUGAGAAGAAUGUCAGCCAGGCAGUUGGUGUGUUUUCUAAUGUAAACAUAAAUCCUCCAAGUAAUGCAGUAAAAAAAUGAAUGAAUGAAUAUAUAAAUUUAUAAAUAUGUAAGCCAGAGUGCUAGAUUUUAAGUAUCUGUAUAUUUUAAAGCAGGAGUUCUCUAUAUCCAGUGUUUCCUUUGUAUAAUAAAUGUUUGGUAAUCUUCCUUUUACUGUCCUGAGAUAACCUAUUGUACUCAUUAAAAAUUAAUACCCUAAUUAAAAUAUAAAAAUAAAGGGAACAUAUGCAUUAUUAGCAUGUAAAUUCUGGGAAACUCCUAUAUGCUUGAAGAUGAUGAAAAGAGAUUCUUAAACCUGUAAAUGGAAUCACCAUGGAUGUGGCAGCUACUAAUUCAGAUUGCUAUAAUCAUGUACAUUUUUUUUUUCACUUAGAUGAUAUUUCACCAUUACUGUCAUUGGUGAGAUGGUGCACAACUUUUCAGGGAGUUCUGACUAAACAGCAUAAUCAUCUUUUUUUGUUUAUAUGGUAGUCAGAUUCGUGGGAAAAAAUGUUAUAACCAUUUAAAACAUUUUAAUAUUUUUGACGUUUUCAUUUUAUAUUACAUUGGUAUGAAAUAUACAUUAAGCUGAGUUAGAUUCUCUUCCAUAAGAGCCAGUCAUCCAAAAUAUGCUAUUAUUUUAAUGCUUUACCUUAAAUCCGAACCCAUCCUCUGCCAAUGUAGACCCCUUUACCCUCUAGGUUUUUCACAUCUUGAAAGACAUUUAACUGCUGAAGGCCCUCAUUUAAAUAGGCUUCACUGAGAGAUCCAAGUUUGCGAAGCAGUCACUUUUUAUGCAGUAAUAUCAGAGAAAGAUGGCCUUGUUUCUUCCUCAUACCUACUAUGAUGUGGAAGAUCUGUUUAUUUUUUAUUAGGAUUAUUUCUAGCUAUUCCGACUGACACAUAAACUGCUGUUAUCUUCUGAUUAUGUGGACAGGGCAGACAUUGUUUUUCACUUUGCAUAUGUUACCCAAGAAAACAAAUUACAUGUGAGAAAACCAUCAUGGGAAGGCUUACAUAUGUGUCCAGAAUAAAAUUAACUAUAAUAGUUAUGAUUUUGGACUUUAAAGUCAGAUAGGUUUGGGAUGCACAUCUCUGUUCCUCACCUUAACCAGCCAUGUGACUCGAGGCAAGGGGCUAAACCUUUGUGAUCCUUAGUUUUCCUUACAUGUGAAAUAUGAAUAAUAAUAUCUAGUGAAGCGUGUUAUUGUGAAGUUUGAAAGUGAUAACUAAAGCAUCCAGUAUAUAUAAUGCCUGAUACAUAAUUGUUAUUCCAUAAAUGGCAAUCUUUAUUGGGAUCAGUAGUAUCUCAAAGCUUGCAAGUAGUAGGCGGAGGGGGAGGGAUAGCAUUAGGUGAUAUACCUAAUGUAAAUGACGAGUUAAUGGGUGCAGCACACCAGCGUCGCACAUGUAUACAUAUGUAACAAACCUGCACAUUGUGCACAUGUACCCUAGAACUUAAAGUAUAAUUAAAAAAAUGUAUUUAAAGCCAUACAUAAAGGGAGUGCUUAUUUUAUAAUUAGUUUUACCUUCAAAUACAUCUAGCUUCAAUUAGAAGACAACAAACUUAUGAGUUAGUUAACAACUGAAUUAUAACGUUGGCAAAUUGUGAGCAGUUAUGAUCUUUGCCCAAUCUUUUAGAAAAUUGUUUGAAGAAAAGUAAUAUUGACAUAGCACAAAAGAUUUUAUCUGGCUUUAUGAUGACUCAUUUUAUCUGUGAGUCUUUCUGUUAAUAUGUUUUUUUGAUUUAUGGGCCAUCAAAGAAAAUAAUGCAAUAAUUUGUCAAAUAUUUAUUGAGCAUUUAUUAUAUACUCAAUACUAUGCUGUGAAUAGGGGAUAUAUAAUAGUAAACAAGAUGUAUAUUU